CAACUAGUCCGUGGUCUUUGAAUUUUUGGCGGCUAGCGAACGGCAGUGAGUGUCAUUUCAGCUGCUAAACGGGUCUAAAGGUUUUAUUUAAAGGACAAUGACCAAUUCUUUAAACCAAAGAAACGACUAAGAAUUGGAGAAUAAAGAAAGCAAUCAUCAUGCGACGUUCUGCUGCCCCUUCAUUACGCCAUGCACAGCUUGGUUUACCUAAUAGUAGCAGUGCUGUGAGCAGUUCAACGGCAGGACAUCCAAACCCUCUCAUUCGAGUCUCAAACCAUCUAUCACUUCUAUCUUCGACAUCUCAAAACCACCCGAAUAUUCCUACCUCAUCUAAUGGUGCCCCUGCAGCUAGAAGCACUGCUAGUGUGCUCAACUUACUGUGUCAACCAAAGAAAGUAAAUGUCCCAGCUAUGAAAAGGCUAGAGGACGAAGCAGCAGAUGACGUAGUUCAUAUUGACAAGGAUCUGUUAUCUAGUUCGAAUAAAUGUACUGCUGCACUAUCAGCACCAUCCUCAUCAGUAGGAGACUCUUCCACACGGAAACGUAUAUUUCGCGUUGUGUUCGGGAAACCAUCUGCCAAGAAACAUAAAACAUGGGAAGGGGAUGGAACACUUGAAGUUGGAGAAAAAACAGCAACAUUAAUGGAUGAAGAUGGUAAAGUUAUUGGGAGGGCAUCGCAAGUCAAAACUGCAGAGCUAGAAGAAGGCAGCCGUUUAAAAGUGGGUUCCAAAGAAGUGGAGUUGGUUGAUCUUCUCAGUGGACCAGAUGCCACUCAAACCUCCUCAUCUCUGCUGCCUGGCCCUUCAUCUUCUAAACGUCCUGCUUCAGAACUGACUGACAGUCCUGCUCCAACUAGCUGGAAAAAACCAAAAAAGAAGAGGAGCAAUUCCUUAAUAAAAUUCAGCACUGAGGGCUGUGACCCUUUAAUUUUACCAGCACCUUCUCAUGAUCACCAGUGGACCUUCAACACUAAAAAACUGACCGUGACUCCUGUUGCUGUUGACAGUUUUUUGACUAAAAUACUUCGACCACAUCAGAGAGAGGGUGUGACAUUCUUGUAUGAAUGUGUGAUGGGCAUCAAAAACAUUAAUUAUUUUGGUGCAAUUUUGGCUGAUGAAAUGGGCCUUGGGAAAACCCUUCAAACUAUAACUUUAUUAUGGACCCUUCUACGGCAAGGUCCUUAUGGGAACAACCCUGUGGUUCGCCGUGCACUUAUUGUCUGUCCAAGCAGUCUUGUCUCAAAUUGGCAAAAAGAAUUCGAUCGCUGGCUAGGAUCACAUAGGCUAAGAACAUUUGCAGUAGAUCAGAAAAAUAAAGUAACAGAGUUUGCUAGGCUUACUCAGAUUCCUGUGAUGUUCAUCUCUUAUGAAAUGCUGAUGCGUAACUUUGAUGAUAUCAGUACAAUCAAGUUUGAUAUACUUAUCUGUGAUGAGGGACAUCGCUUAAAAAAUAAUAACAUUCGUACUUCAGUGCUUUUAAACAAAUUGGAUAUUAAGUCAAGAAUUUUGCUCACUGGUACACCAAUACAAAAUGACCUGCAAGAAUACUAUGCACUUGUUGAUUUUGUAAAUCCUGGCAUUCUGGGCUCAUCAGCAGAAUUUCGUCAGCUAUUUGAAGAACCCAUUAUAGCCUCUCAACAACCAAACUGCUCACAUGAUGAGCAGUGUCUGGGAGAAGAAAGAGCCUCUGAACUCAACUCUAAAACAGCCUGUUUUAUCUUACGGAGAACGCAAGCUGUUAUCAAUCAGUAUUUACCAACUAAAACAGAAGUGGUUGUUUUUGUUAAACCAGUGACCAUACAGAAAAUCUUAUGUCGAGCUGCUUUGGAUUGGUGGGAGAACCGGGAUAGGACUUCUGGCAACAGUGAUGGAGUAAGUCAUUUGGGAGUACUGACUGCCUUGAAGAAAAUUUGUAACCACCCAGCACUGAUAAGAGGUGGAGAGUAUUUAGAUGAAGAAGACUCCAAAACUGACCAAGAGUCUCUUCUUAAAGAAUUGUCUGAACUGUAUAAUGUUUCUGAGAAUGGUGCUGUGGCGGUUCACCAUUCAGCAAAAUUAAAUCUUGUUCGUCGACUCCUUGAGCAUCUGAUCACUAUUAGAGAAAGAAUUGUCAUUGUUUCAUAUUUUACACAGACUCUAGAUCUACUGGCUUCACUUUGUGACGAAAUGGGGCUUAAAUACUGCCGACUCGAUGGCUCUACACCUGCGUCUCAACGCUCUGCCAUUGUUGACGAGUUCAAUUCUACCUACUCACGAAACAUUGUAUUCCUUUUAAGUGCACGAGCAGGUGGCGUUGGUUUAAACCUGGUUGGUGCAUCUAGACUUGUGCUCUUUGACUCUGAUUGGAAUCCAGCCUCUGAUGCUCAAGCAAUGUCAAGAAUAUGGAGAGAUGGACAGAAAAAGAGUGUUUACAUUUACAGAUUGUUAACAUGUGGAACAAUAGAAGAAAAAAUUUUCCAACGGCAACUCAGUAAAGCUGGACUUAGUGGGGCUGUAGUUGAUCCUCAUAAGCAAAGUAACAUAAAACUUUCAAACCAAGAAUUAAAGGAUUUGUUUACAUUUCAUGAAGGAAAUGAGAGCUUAACACAUUGCUCUCUUGGAUGCAAUUGUGAUGGAAAAGGCAAUGUCCCCUCAACUGAAGACAUCCCCUUCUCUGAUGAGAAAGAAAAUGAACUAGAUGACGAUGAUGAUGAUAGAGACUGUCAGUUAUACUUGGGGCGAAAAUCAGACUCAGUCAAAAAGAAGGAUGCUUCUGAUUUGAGAAUGAACCAGCUUUUUGAAUGGCAGCACCACGCUCCUGUAUUUCAAGAAGGUGCUCUUCAGGCUUUAGGUCUCACAUAUGCCUCAGAUAUGCUGGCUUUCAUGUUCGUCUCACCACCAGCUACAGAACAACAAUCACAAGCUUAAAAUAAAAAAUUAAUAUUGUUUUUGUUAUUUAUUUAUUUUUGGUUUCUAUCAUAUUCUUAUUAUAACACUUCUUAUUAUGUGUUUGUUUUCUUUGAACAUGUAGUUUUAAGGAGUGCUGUUUUCUUUCUGAAAUAGAUAUGUAAUGUUUUUUGUUUUUGUUUAAUUGAGCGGUGUUGAAAUUGAGCUGUGAUAAUUAAAGAAAGACUUCUUGACUAA
This is a messenger RNA of Frankliniella occidentalis (western flower thrips), 3122 nucleotides long. Its product is annotated as DNA repair and recombination protein RAD54B-like. The record is from RefSeq and is a predicted model, not a curated record. Gene Ontology annotation, cellular component: nucleus. Gene Ontology annotation, biological process: double-strand break repair via homologous recombination; reciprocal meiotic recombination. The transcript is spliced from 18 exons. Lineage: Eukaryota; Metazoa; Arthropoda; Insecta; Thysanoptera; Thripidae. Gene Ontology annotation, molecular function: DNA translocase activity; ATP-dependent chromatin remodeler activity; ATP binding. Bases 159 to 2906 code for a protein of 915 amino acids.